GCGGCAUUUCACUCAGUUCAAGCUGUCUGUUCAAGUGUUCACAACAUGCGACGAUCCACAAACGCAAUUUCUCUGCUAGCUUUGGCCCUGACCAUGAGCGUGCUGGUCGUGAGGGCGGUACCAAUUGAGGUGCAGUGCAGUGAUGGCAGCACAGCAAUUUGGGACACUCAGAUCUCGGCAGAUGGCUCUCAGACGCAGACACAAACUGGACCAGGCUGUCAAACACAAACGUCCGAUGAUGGACAGCAGACCCAGAGCCAGAGUCAAACUGGCAGCGGCACUCAGAGCCAAACUCAGUGCAGUGGCCCCGACUGCAGCCCCCUUCCUCCGCUGUUCACCAUGAAGCCACUCGAAUGGAACACGAUGAAGCCCCUCGAAUGGAACACGAUGAGGCCCCUCGAAUGGAAUACUUUUCCACCCAUGCAGAUGCAGCCAUGGAAUUAAAGCUUAGCUCGGUUUGGCUUGGAUUUCCUAUGCCUGUCUUUUGAUGUAUUGUGUAGCAUAUGUAUCAAAGAGUUUUCUUUUUGCUAUUUGCCAAAGAAUAACUGAUGGAAGUAGAACUGUGUUUUUGAUGUAUGCACAGAUUAAAUUCUAGUUUUAAUUCUGAUUUUUAGAAAAUA
Molecule: messenger RNA, 620 nt
Organism: Drosophila albomicans
Lineage: Eukaryota; Metazoa; Arthropoda; Insecta; Diptera; Drosophilidae
Exons: 2
Coding region: 46-444 (132 amino acids)
Source: RefSeq, a predicted model, not a curated record